Messenger RNA from Staurois parvus, 610 nucleotides. NCBI's taxonomy places the organism in Eukaryota, Metazoa, Chordata, Amphibia, Anura, Ranidae. The record is from the annotation of a GenBank genome assembly.
UAUAUACACAUUGCCAAAAAUAUUGGAACACCCCUCCAAAUCAUUAGAUUCAGGUGUUCCGAUCACCUCCAUGGUCACAGGUGUAUAAAAUCAUCACCUAGGCAUGCAGACUGCUUCUACAAACAUUGGUGAAAGAAUGGGUCGCUCUCAGGAGCUCAGUGACACCAAGCGUGGUCCUGUGAUAGGUUGCCACCUGUGCAAUAAGUCCAUCCGUGACAUUUCCUGGCUACUAAAUAUUCCACACUCAACUGUUAGUGGGAUUAUAACAAAGUGGAAGCAACUGGGAACAACAACAACUCAGCCAUGAAGUGGUAGGCCACAUCACAUGACAGAGCGGGGUCAGCGCAUGAUGAAGCGCACAGUGUGCAGAAGUCACCAACUGUCUGCAGAGUCAAUAGCGAAAGACCUCCAUACUUGGUGUGGCCUUCAGAUUAGUACAACAACAAUGUGUAGAGAUCUUCAUGGAAUGGGUUUCCAUGGCCAAGCAGCUGCAUCCAAGCCUUACAUCACCAAGUGCAAUGCAAAGCGUCGGAUGCUGUGGUGUAAAGCACGCUGCCACUGGACUAUAGAGCGGUACUUGCCUGACUGCAUUGUGCCAAGUGUAAGGUUU